Messenger RNA from Vicia villosa (hairy vetch), 1875 nucleotides. RefSeq names its product deSI-like protein At4g17486. The record is from RefSeq and is a predicted model, not a curated record. Gene Ontology annotation, molecular function: deubiquitinase activity. Bases 221 to 964 code for a protein of 247 amino acids. Gene Ontology annotation, biological process: protein deubiquitination. Lineage: Eukaryota; Viridiplantae; Streptophyta; Magnoliopsida; Fabales; Fabaceae. The transcript is spliced from 4 exons.
CUGGUUUUUAACUAUAACUACACAACACAACCAGCUUUCACUUGUUUUGUCAGAACAAGAAGAAGAUAUUAACCAAACAAUGUGCGAGUUUCAGACACACACAUUGUUUCAUCAAUGACUAAUUAUUCAUUCAUACUUUGGUGGAGGAGUUUUUCACUUCACUCUUAAUAGGUUGGAAAUAGAUAGAUAUUGAGUGGUUACUACUGGAUUCAUUCAUAAAAUGAAAUCUGGAUUUAAAAAUGGAUGGCCUUCGAUCGUGCGGUUUCGUCUCAAACACAAAUCAGUGACACCCUUUUGCAUUUUCUCUAAAUUGAAGUCAGAUGGAAACAAACCUGGGAAUACUCCUGUUUAUCUCAAUGUCUAUGAUUUGACCACUGUUAAUGGCUAUAUGUAUUGGGCUGGUGUUGGUAUUUUCCACACUGGACUUGAAGUUUAUGGAGUGGAAUAUGCUUUUGGAGCUCAUGACUAUCCAACAAGUGGUGUGUUUGAGGUUGAACCUAGGCAGUGUCCUGGAUUUAAGUUUCGGAAGUCGAUUUUUGUGGGGACUACUAGCUUAGAUCCGUUCCAGAUUCGAGAGUUCAUGGAGAACAUGUCUGCAAAAUACAAUGGUGAUAGUUAUCACUUGAUUGUCAAGAACUGCAAUCAUUUCUGUGAAGAUAUUAGUUUCAAGCUAACCGGGAAUUCUAUACCGAAAUGGGUCAAUCGUCUUGCAAGAAUAGGUUCCUUUUGCAAUUGCAUACUUCCUGAAGCACUUAAAACUUCUACGGUUCAGCAUGAUUCGAACUUUCAAGAGAGUGAUAGUGAAAAAAAGAGACUACGAACGGCCUUCAGUUGCUUGUCAUCGAUCUCGAUGCCACAAAUGGAAGUACCAAUGUGUUCGUUGUUUCUGCAUUCUCACUAUAAAGGUUGCUUACCGCCGUGGCAGUUAAAGAAAUCUAAAAAAGACUCACUAAAGCAAAAAUGAAAAGAAGGAAUUAUUGUUUUCAGUCAUUCAAUCUUCUCUGUAAGAGCAAAAUUUUCUGUCAAUAGUUAUUUUGAUUCUCCAAGAUGUUUCUAUUUUUUUGUCUAGCUUUUUUCCUUGUAAUCUUUGUCUGAUUCUGAAUUUCUGUAACAUAUAUUGCCGCGGAUGUUGCUUUUAACCAAAGACAUCCCUUCUGGAUUUAUCAUCGUUUACGCGCGAGUGUGUGUGAGUCGCCAGUUUAGGUCUAAAUGACUAUGUAGUUUGCGGUGCUGUGCAGCGACUGCAGAUGAUUGAAACUUGGUCAAGCAUAUACAUAUUUCAUACCAAACAAAUUGCAAGUAGGCCCUGAAUUGUGUGUGGCAGGAACAUUUCCUAGUCAAUUAGAUAGGCACCACUGACCAACACUAAUAAUGUCAUUAUUGUACAGAUCAUUUAUGAAUAACAUUAGUUAACACAUAUGACAGCUCCUACACUUCCAAACCUAUUUGGAUUUCGAAUUUUCGAUGGGGAAAUGAGGCGGCUGCUUACCAAACAAGAAAAAUGAACAAACUUCUGCAGCAAUAAUUGUUAGAAUUAAGGGCCAAGGCAAGGCCUAAUCCUAAAAACAGAAUAAAUUCCAAAACUGAUUUAUCCAACAAAAGGUAUAAUGUUUCAAAAUGAAGUUUUUUUAUCUUAAAUAUUGAUUACUAUGAUAUUUCCGGUGUUUGAUCACAUGAUGCUAACAUGGGAACAAGGAUGCUACUGCUACGUGUUUUAUAUAUACUUUUUUACUUGAAAAUUUGGACUCAGAAUUUCUUCAUUUGCUUGGGUUAAUAAUAAGAUGGUUGAAAGUGAUGUGCAACUCAUUUGCAUUAGACCCACAAAAUUUGACCAUGAUCGUUAGUUGACUAGGAUUUUCAACCAGCAGGUCAUUU